AUGAUUAGAAAACAAGCAAGAGAAAGAAGAGAAUACUUAUACAGAAAAGCAUUACAGCUUCAAGAAGCAUCCCUAACAGAGAAAAGACAACAAUUAAAACAAGCAUUAGCAUCAGGUAAACCAUUACAAAAAGAAAUAGCAGAAGAUGAUAAAUUACAAAAAGAUUUUAUAUAUGAUCAAAGUAUACAAGAUCAAAUAGAAAUAGAUGAUGAAUAUAGUGCUCUUUCGGGUAUAAAUGAUCCCAAAAUUUUAAUAACAACUUCAAGAGAUCCAAGUAUUAAAUUACUACAAUUUUCAAAGGAAUUAAAUUUAAUGUUUCCAAAUAGUUUAAAAUUAAAUCGUGGUAAUUAUAUUAUAAACGAUCUUGUGAAAACUUGCGCAAGAGUAUCCAUAUCUGAUUUAAUAAUAUUACAUGAACAUAGAGGUAUACCUACAUCAAUAACGGUAAGUCAUUUCCCUCAUGGACCAACUGCAAUAUUCACAUUACAUAACGUUAAAUUAAGACAUGAUUUACCAAAUUUGGGAAAUAUAAGCGAAUCAUAUCCACAUUUGAUAUUUGAAAAUUUUAAUUCACAAUUAGGUAAAAGAGUAGUCAAAAUAUUACAACAUUUAUUCCCACCAGGUGUUAAAAAGGAUAAUUCAAGAGUUAUAACUUUUAUAAAUAAUAAUGAUUUUAUAAGUGUUAGACAUCACGUAUAUGUGAAAACAAAAGAUGGUGUAGAAAUAAGUGAAAUUGGUCCUAGAUUUGAAAUGAAACUUUAUGAAAUAAAAUUAGGUUUGCCUGAUAAUAAAGAUGCUGAUGUUGAAUGGCAAGUUAGAAGGUUUAUACGUACUGCAAAUAGAAAGAAUUAUUUAUAG
Molecule: messenger RNA, 858 nt
Organism: Lodderomyces jiufengensis
Lineage: Eukaryota; Fungi; Ascomycota; Pichiomycetes; Serinales; Debaryomycetaceae
Gene: IMP4
Product: snoRNA-binding rRNA-processing protein
Exons: 1
Coding region: 1-858 (285 amino acids)
Biological process (GO): rRNA processing
Cellular component (GO): Mpp10 complex; nucleolus; small-subunit processome
Molecular function (GO): rRNA primary transcript binding; snoRNA binding
Source: RefSeq, a predicted model, not a curated record